AUGGUCAUAGAGGCUGUAAUAGAGAAUGUGUCUCUGAAGCAGCAAAUAUUUUUGAAAAAUAUACUUGCAAGUAAUACAUCCACUAUUGAUCUGAAUCUUAUUGGGGAGAAGACCAAGUCUCAGGAUCGUAUCAUUGGCGCCCAUUUUUUCAGUCCAGCACAUGUGUUGCCACUUUUGGAAAUUGCCACUGCCUCAAGCAAUUGUAGACUUACUGGAUGUUGGGAAGAAGAUAAAGAAGACGCCAGUGGAAAUUGCACUUGUUUUGCUGUCAACGGAAUGGCAACUACGAAAUUCGGAAUGCCUAUGGGUCCAUUCAGAGUGUGUGACCUUGUGGGUUUUGGUGUUGCAAUUGCUACUGGCCGUCAAUUUGUUUUGAAUUUCCCGAAGAGAACUUACAAAUCAAUGUGGAUUAGAGGGGCACUCGAUAGUGAAACUGCUAACAGAGGGUUCUAUGUUUAUGAUGAAAAACGCAGAGCCAACCCAGAUCCAGAAAUAAAGAAGUACAAUGAGAAGGCAAGGGAGAUUGCCGGUGUCACCAUUGACUCCUAUGAGUUGACGAAAUUAUCCGACAAGGAUAUUGUGGAGAUGAUAUUCUUUCCCGCGGUGAAUGAGGCUUGUCGAGUGCUCGAUGAAGGUAUUGCAGUCAAAGUUGUCGAUCUGAACAUAUCUGCUGUUAUGCACAUGGGAUUUCCUCCUUACAGGGGAGGGAUCAUGUUUUGGGCUGAUACUCUUGGAUCUAAAUACAUUUGUUCGAGAUUGAAGGAGUGGUCGAAUUUGUAUGGAGGAUUCUUCAAGCCCUGA
Molecule: messenger RNA, 801 nt
Organism: Fraxinus pennsylvanica
Lineage: Eukaryota; Viridiplantae; Streptophyta; Magnoliopsida; Lamiales; Oleaceae
Source: the annotation of a GenBank genome assembly